Cylicocyclus nassatus is the source of this 329-nucleotide messenger RNA. NCBI's taxonomy places the organism in Eukaryota, Metazoa, Nematoda, Chromadorea, Rhabditida, Strongylidae. The record is from the annotation of a GenBank genome assembly.
GUCAACUAUAUUGCUCCGCAGAAUCUCCGAGACAGCUAUACCAAGCUAUACCAACCCCGUCUCUGAUGCAGGUGGCACCGUUGUACAAGAGCUUAUAUCCAUCUCCGAUGUCGCGUGACUUUGCCCCGCUCCACGUUGUUUCCUGUAUGCAGGCUACAUCGACUGCCGUCUCUUCAGAAGAUCUGCUAACUCACGAGAACGAGAGGUGCACGAUCGACACCCAAGGGCCGGCACAGAUCGUCUGGAAGCAGCCUGGACUCGUUCAUGGAACAGAAAGCAAAGAGGAUAUCGUUUUUGCGGGCUCCGGAGCGGAGCAGCCGGAAAAUGUG